AUGUCAAUAUCACCAUUAGAUUUUAUUCUAUUACAAUUUGGUCAACCGGGUUAUUAUUUAAUAUUUUUAUGUUUUUUAUUUUGUUGUUUACAAUUACCAAUUCCAUCCAAACAGCAAAAUGAUUAUCGAUCUAAAAUCAAUUUAUUCGGUGUAACGAAUAUCAACCAUAAUUCAUCAUCUAGUCAUUAUCAACAACAAAUAUUCGAUCAAUGUAAUAUCUAUAUUGAUCCUAUUUAUCAUUGGAAAGGUAAACAAUCAUGUCCAAAUGGUUGGGAAUAUUGGUGGCCAUCAUCAUCCAAUAGUGGAAAAAACCUUGUUACUGAAUUUAAUCUAGUUUGUGAACAAAAACAAUCACUGUUGAUAUUAAUGAAUUUAAUUUGUUUAAGUUCAUUAUUUGGUGCAAUAAUAUUCGGUACAAUUGCAGAUCGUUUUGGUCGUUGUCGUAUAUUAAAUUUAACUAUUUAUUUGUUUAUUGCAUCAUCAUUAUCUGUUUAUUUUGUUCAAGAUUUUUUACAAUUUUUAAUUUUUUAUAAUCUACAAAUAUUUUUUGUUAAUGGAUUACAAAUAUCAGCAUAUAUACUAUUGCUGGAAUUAUAUCCAACACCAUAUCAAUUACGUGCAAAUUUUUUCUGGUUUAUAUUCUAUUCAUUGAUAUUAAUAUUAAUAUCAUUAUUAGUAUUAGCAAUUGAUGAUUGGCGUUAUAUGCAAUUAUCGAUUGCAAUACCAAGUUUUGCAUUCAUUACCUAUCUGUUUGUAUUACCAUCAUCACCAUUAUGGCAAACAAUUGUUAAACAAAAUCAAAAAUCAGCCCUAAAAACAUUGAAACAUUUUAGUAAAUUUAGUCAAAAUUCAACAACCCAAACAACAGCGAUUUCGUUGAAUCAAAUUCAACAACAUUUACAGAAUUUAUUUACAUCAACAUUGACUGUUUGGAUACAGCCAUCAUCGUUUGAUCAACAACAACCAUUGAAUAAUGAUGAUUACAGUAUUCAAUCACCAUCAUCGACAAUCAUUCAUCAACAACAACAAACCCGACCAAGUUUAUCUCGUCCUGGACCAAUAUUACGUUGGUUUUUAUUAACAAAUUUUUAUCUAUUUUUCGUUUUAACAAUAUUGAAUUCCUUUAUAAAUACAAUUUAUAAUACAUUAAUUGAUUUAUCAUUUAUAAUUUUAAUUUAUCAUCUUACAAUUUGGCUUGGUAGUCGUAUUAUACAAUCAUUAUUAUUUUUUAUAAAUGGCCUUUUGAUAAUCGUAUCACUUGUAUUACGUGAAUAUCUUAUUGUUUAUAAGGCAAAAGUUGAACAAAAUGAUUUUGAUUAUCGAUUAUUAUUAAUACCACCAAUCUUAAUGGUAAUUGCCCGAUCAAUUGGACGUAUAAUAUUGAUUUUUAUUUCAUUUCAUGCAGUGAAAUCAAUACCAACAAAUAUAAGAGCUACCGGUUUUGGUUGUUGUAUAUUUUGGAUGCAAAUCGCUCGUAUUAGUAUACCACAUUUGAUUGUUUUAUCAAAUUAUCUUCCAUUUCAUUCAUUAGAAUUAAUGUUUGGUAUAUUAGCAUUAUGUAAUGGUGGUUUAUCAUUAUUAUAUCCAAAUUUAGAACAAAAACCAUUACCAAAUACAUUGAUUGAUUUGGAAGAAACAAAACAAUAUUUAUCAUCAUCAUUCCAAUCUUCAAAAUCAUCAACAAUGGCCACAACAACAAGAAGGAUUUCAUCAUUAUCAUCUUCGAAACGUUAUCCAAGUUAUCGUGAUUUAAAAACAUUUAAUCAAACAAUAAAAAAUCAACAACGUUCAAAUGGAAAUGACAUUUAUAUGAUUAACAAUGGUAAUGGUGAUUUAUUUUCAUUAUCAUCCAAUUAUAAUACGAUACAUUCAACGCGUCAACGUUCAUCGCCACCAACAACGCAGAACCUGAAUAAUGGCCACGAAAUCCUAAUUCAUCGAAAUGAUUUACAAAAUUCAUUAAAUUCAUCAAAUUCAAAUUCAAAUGGUGAAAAUCAUACCGAAACAACAAACAGUGAUGAACGAAUAUCAUUAUCCGAUUCACCAUCAAAUUCAUUUCAAGCACAAAUUAUUCAAACAAGAAAUAAUAAUUCAAGACCAUCAUAUAUACCAUAUAAUAAUAAUGUUGAUGAUCCAUUUUUACAAGAACUAAAUAGUAGACUUCAUCAAUCACAUGAUGUUUAAAUAUUUUUUUUUAUCUUUGUUUUUUUCAUAAUUAAA
Dermatophagoides pteronyssinus (European house dust mite) is the source of this 2220-nucleotide messenger RNA. Its product is annotated as solute carrier family 22 member 2-like. The record is from RefSeq and is a predicted model, not a curated record. Gene Ontology annotation, biological process: transmembrane transport. Gene Ontology annotation, molecular function: transmembrane transporter activity. NCBI's taxonomy places the organism in Eukaryota, Metazoa, Arthropoda, Arachnida, Sarcoptiformes, Pyroglyphidae.